UGGCGGCGGCGUUGGUGGCGGCAGUGGACGGGGCGGCUGGGCCUGGAACAGUCGGAGCAGCCGCUGGCAGAAGGAUGACCCAAGACGGGAAGCGGGCUGCUGAGCCUCGCCGGCUCCCGUGCUUGUAACUGCCCCAGCCGGACACCCCCCCCUUGACCUACCCGCCCUUCAGUGAAUCAACCGACCUAUUUUCUCAGGAGCUCAGCCUGGCCCAACUUCAGUGAUAAAGAAGGAAAGGCUGGCUACGGUAAACAUCGCUCAAGAUGUCCAGCAAAGGGAACGGCGCAGAAGGCAAAACAGACUUAGCCAACGGAAGCCUGUCUAGCAGUCCAGAGGAGAUGUCUGGCGCUGAGGAGGGGAGGGAGACAUCCUCAGGCAUUGAAGUGGAAGCCUCAGACCUGAGCUUGAGCUUGACUGGGGAUGAUGGUGGCCCCAACCGUGCCAGCACAGGAAGCCGGGGUACAGAUACGGAGAGCUCAGGUGAAGACAAGGACUCUGACAGCAUGGAAGACACUGGCCAUUACUCCAUCAACGACGAAAACCAAGUCCAUGACCGCUCAGAGGAAGAAGAGGAAGAAGAGGAGGAGGAGGAGGAAGCGCACCCUCGGCGCCGUGUCCAGCGGAAGCGGGCCAACCGUGACCAGGACUCAUCAGAUGAUGAGCGGGCCCUGGAGGACUGGGUGUCUUCGGAGACAUCCGCCCUGCCUCGACCUCGGUGGCAAGCCCUUCCUGCCCUUCGGGAGCGGGAGCUGGGUUCUAGCGCCCGCUUUGUCUAUGAGGCUUGCGGAGCAAGAGUCUUUGUGCAGCGUUUCCGCCUGCAGCAUGGGCUCGAGGGCCAUACUGGUUGUGUCAACACCCUGCACUUUAACCAGCGCGGCACCUGGCUGGCCAGUGGCAGCGAUGACCUGAAAGUGGUGGUUUGGGACUGGGUGCGGCGGCAGCCAGUGCUGGACUUUGAGAGCGGCCACAAAAGCAAUGUCUUCCAGGCCAAGUUCCUUCCUAACAGUGGUGACUCCACCCUGGCCAUGUGUGCCCGUGACGGGCAGGUGCGGGUAGCAGAGCUGUCUGCCACACAGUGUUGCAAGAACACGAAGCGUGUGGCCCAGCACAAGGGAGCGUCCCACAAGUUGGCCCUGGAACCGGACUCUCCCUGUACGUUCCUGUCUGCAGGUGAAGACGCCGUUGUUUUCACCAUUGACCUCAGACAAGACCGGCCAGCUUCGAAACUGGUGGUGACAAAAGAGAAGGAGAAGAAAGUGGGGCUCUAUACGAUCUAUGUGAAUCCUGCCAAUACCCACCAGUUUGCAGUGGGUGGACGAGAUCAGUUUGUAAGGAUUUACGACCAGAGGAAAAUUGAUGAGAAUGAGAACAACGGAGUGCUCAAGAAGUUCUGUCCUCACCACCUGGUGAACAGUGAGUCCAAAGCAAACAUCACCUGUCUUGUGUUCAGCCACGACGGCACAGAGCUCCUGGCCAGUUACAACGACGAAGACAUUUACCUCUUCAACUCCUCUCACAGCGACGGGGCCCAGUAUGUGAAGAGAUACAAGGGCCACAGAAAUAAUGCCACAGUAAAAGGCGUCAAUUUCUAUGGCCCCAAGAGCGAGUUUGUGGUGAGCGGCAGCGACUGCGGGCACAUCUUCCUCUGGGAGAAGUCCUCCUGCCAGAUCGUGCAGUUCAUGGAGGGGGACAAGGGAGGCGUGGUAAACUGUCUUGAGCCCCACCCUCACCUGCCUGUGCUGGCAACCAGCGGCCUAGACCAUGAUGUCAAGAUCUGGGCACCCACCGCUGAAACUUCCACUGAGCUGACGGGGCUGAAGGAUGUGAUUAAGAAGAACAAGCGGGAGCGGGAUGAAGACAGCUUGCACCACACCGACCUGUUUGACAGCCACAUGCUCUGGUUCCUCAUGCAUCACCUGAGACAGAGACGCCACCACCGGCGCUGGCGAGAGCCUGGGGUCGGGGCCACAGAUGCAGACUCGGAUGAGUCCCCCAGCUCCUCAGACACAUCGGACGAGGAGGAGGGCCCCGACCGGGUGCAGUGCAUGCCUUCCUGAGGCCUCGGACCCAGGAGGGGCGGGCCGGAGCUGCCAACCCCGAUCCUGCCUGGACAGCCCUUUCCUGUCUCAGGCCCUUACCUUCAGCAGAAACGCACUUUGGACUUUUUGCUUUAGAUAAAAGAAAGACCUCCUGGGAGAAAGACCGGAGGGGGCGCAAACCUGCGGAGUAGCUAGGAGUAGGAGCCAGGCCCUGGCGUGGGCUCCGCGGAGAGGUGCAGAGGGCUCAGCAGAAACAGCCUCUCCCCAAAGCCUUGUUUUUUUUGGGAGGGGGGAGCCUAUUUUGUUAACUGGUUUGGGGUAGGGAAUGGGGUUUCCUUUUCUUUAAUCUCCCUUGUUUCUUGGGUGGGGGGUGGGGAUAACUGGCUGUUCAGUACCAAUGGGCCGGGGUGGGGGCGGUGGAUGUGCCGUUCUCUCUUUGGUUUAGGUUGUUGACCUUUUUCUUUAUGUUUUAAAAGUCUGUGACAGUUGCAUUCCCCUGCCCCCCCCCACCCCCCGCCGCCCCCAGACGACCCCAUCCCAGGAUCCCCUUAUUCUGGGGAGUCCUUGGAGCCCCUAACCGCCCCACACUCUUCACUGUCCUUCCCACGGUGUUUCACACAUGCCCUUCUCUUCAUCCCGUCACCCCUAACUAGGUCUGGUGAGGGGGGCUGGGGUGGCGGGAGGAGGGGCAGAAGUGGAGGAAGGAUAGGAAGGAUGUUACCUCUUCUGUUACUUAAAAGUUGUUUGGUGGCAGCAGUCUCCUUGCCCUGUCACUGUUAGAGGCCUAAUUUUAUAUCUAUAAAUAUAUUAAAAAGCAAGUCAAACUUG
Messenger RNA from Felis catus (domestic cat), 2867 nucleotides. It is a transcript of the gene DCAF8, whose product is annotated as DDB1 and CUL4 associated factor 8. Gene Ontology annotation, cellular component: Cul4-RING E3 ubiquitin ligase complex; cytoplasm. The coding region runs from base 264 to 2057 and encodes 597 amino acids. Gene Ontology annotation, molecular function: protein binding. NCBI's taxonomy places the organism in Eukaryota, Metazoa, Chordata, Mammalia, Carnivora, Felidae. The transcript is spliced from 14 exons. The record is from RefSeq and is a predicted model, not a curated record.